Photinus pyralis (common eastern firefly) is the source of this 2372-nucleotide messenger RNA. RefSeq lists its product as uncharacterized. Lineage: Eukaryota; Metazoa; Arthropoda; Insecta; Coleoptera; Lampyridae. The coding region runs from base 76 to 1665 and encodes 529 amino acids. Gene Ontology annotation, biological process: DNA integration; DNA recombination. Gene Ontology annotation, molecular function: DNA binding. The transcript is spliced from 5 exons. The record is from RefSeq and is a predicted model, not a curated record.
CUUAUCGCCAAUUUUGGAGAAUCGUAUCUAAAAAAACAUAAAAGGGAACGCAAAGAGUAUGCUUGCAGCUCUAGGAUGCGUGAACUUUCGCGUCUACUAAUUGCGUAUCGGGAAAUUGUUAACGAUUCUAAAUGCUGUUUAAAAGAUAUUUUAAAACCAAAAAAUUUCGAUCAUUUUUUGGCAGCUACGAGAAAAAUUACUGGGUAUAACCCAACAAAUAAAUUAUUCAAAGCUCCAAGCCUUGCCAUGCAUUUAGGAACAUAUUUAAAAGACAUAUGUGACGAAUGUACUCAUCUCGUAUUAAAGGAAAGCCCUGGAUUUACUUGCCAAUCAGAAAGCGAAACCGAACUGUUAUUACAAGAAAUUAAAAAAUUUAAAAAGCUACUAAUAUCAAGAUGGAACACUGAAAUUUCGAGUUUGGCAAAUAAAGAUUUGCAAGAAAAAAAAUGGAAUAAACCGCUUCUUGUGCCGCUAGUCAAUGAUAUAAAGAUAUUUAGAGAAGAAGUACUGAAAAUGGCAGAAGAUUGCGUUAAAAAGUUUGUAAAUCAUAUCGAUGACAUACAUACGUAUAAACUAUUAGUUCAAUGUUCCCUGUCACUUUUAAUACUUUUUAAUCGCAGACGUAUUGGUGAUGUACAGUAUCUGAAAAUACAAGAUUAUAUGAGACAAAAUAAAUCUAGUAUGAAAGAUUUUGAAUCUGCCCUAACAGAAUCAGAAAAGGCUUUGACAGCUAAGUAUAGACGAAUAGUAAAUAGUGGCAAAGGUUCAAGGCAAGUUGUAAUAUUAUUGCCGGAAACAUUAGAAAAAUAUAUUAACGUAUUAUUAGAACACCGUAAAAAAUACAUGUUGGAGAAAAAUGAGUAUGUUUUUGCGAUACCACAGAGCAAAAUUAAGUGGGGUCAGGGGGACGUUGCAAUAAGAUACCUUUGUAGCAAAAUUAAAUUAGAGUAUCCCGAAGCAAUUUCUAGUAACAAAUUAAGAAAACACAUUGCCACGGUCACACAAAUAUUAAAUCUGUCAAAAGAAGAUAUUGCUCAGUUUUCCAAAUUUAUGGGUCACACGGAAAAAACGCAUGCCGAUUUCUAUGAACUGCCAGUGGACAUAUACCAAACUGCCAAAGUUUCAAAGUUGCUACUUAUGAUGGAAAAAGGAUCCUUACCUACAGAAUUUAAGGGAAAAACAUUAUCUCAGAUCGAAUUUGACGAAAAUACAGAAUACGCUGAAGAAAAUGUUGAAGAACGUGCCAUGCCAAGAAAAGAAAGUAUUGGUUCUACAUCCGCUGCUACGGAUUUUAUUGAUGAGGGAGAGAAAUCAAAAAAAGACAUUGCUUCCACGUCCACUGCUUCGGACUUCAUUGACGAGGGAGCGACACCAAAAAAAGAUCUAGCUCCCAGAUCUAUUAAUUUACAUCAUAAUCGAACUUGCAGUGUUCAAGAUUUGGACUCUGAUACAGAUGAGCAAGAACCAAAAAAACAAAAAAUACAAAAAAAGAGUUGGACCGCACAUGAAAUAAAUCAGGUAUCAAAAACGUUCGGAAAUUUUAUUAAAAAGAAAAUCUAUCCACCCCAACAACAAAUCUUAGAUUUCAUUAAGAAGAUGGGUAGUAAAAGAUCUCCAGCGCAAGUGAAAUCCAAAUUGCAACAUUUAAUAAAAACAACUACUUAAAAACUAUCUUGUUUUUGGUUAAGUUUUAUAAUCACUGCACUUAUAUAAUAUAUAGUAUGUCCAAAAGAUCGUGUUAAGCAUGGGGAUCUCGGAAACGGUAAAAGAUACAGAUUCGGUUAAAUGGGAGAAAAUGUUUAGCACAAAAAUAUUGGUUAACCGGUACAUUAACAGUUUAAAAAAUUUUAUUCGUUUGGGCCCCAUAGCGGAAAAACUAAUAUUUUCCGUUUUCAUCUUUUCCCUGUAACUUUUUUAUUUGAAGAGAUACCUUCAAAAUUAUCUCAACCAUGGUAUCGUUAGAAAGGAAAUUGAGAGCACUUUCGAUUGAUGCCAUAGCCGCCUAUUAUUUACAUUUAAAAAAAUAUAAGUUUGGGUUAUAACACCGAAACUUGGAAAGGUAUUGAAAAUCUAAUAAAUUAUUAUUAAUCUGCGUAAAAAAGUGCCUUAAUAAUGCCAAAGAAUUUUGAAGGUAUCUCUUCAAAUAAAAAAGUUACAGGGAAAAGAUGAAAACGGAAAAUAUUAGUUUUUCCGCUAGGGGGCCCAAACGAAUAAAAUUUUUUAAACUGUUAAUGUACCGGUUAACCAAUAUUUUUGUGCUAAACAUUUUCUCCUAUUUAACCGAAUCUGUAUCUUUUACCGUUUCCGAGAUCCCCAUGCUUAACACGAUCUUUUGAACACACUGUAUAUACAAUAAUAGACGUAGGUACAUG